Messenger RNA from Apis cerana (Asiatic honeybee), 7976 nucleotides. It is a transcript of the gene Syt4, whose product is annotated as Synaptotagmin 4. The record is from RefSeq and is a predicted model, not a curated record. NCBI's taxonomy places the organism in Eukaryota, Metazoa, Arthropoda, Insecta, Hymenoptera, Apidae. Gene Ontology annotation, molecular function: SNARE binding; calcium ion binding; clathrin binding. Gene Ontology annotation, cellular component: exocytic vesicle; synapse; axon. Gene Ontology annotation, biological process: vesicle fusion; calcium ion-regulated exocytosis of neurotransmitter.
CCGUAAAUAUUCGUUCAGUGCGUCGUGGCCGAGUGACUUACGCGGAUAUAAAAGCGUAUCCAAAUAGACGGGGGAUAAACGUGGCCGAACAUGGUCGGAGGAGUGACGGAAGACGGACCCGUGAUUCGACCCGUCGAUUUCGUGUCGACGACGACCAUAGUCGCACUAUGUAUAGGCGCCGUUUUCCUACUUUGCGCCGUCGCGAUGACCUGGUGGCUUUGCCGACGACGUCGCGAGCACACCAAACUGAAUUCCGACAAGUCCCUGGCGUUCAGGCCACCCCACAGGAAACCGACGGCGGUUAAAAGUCCUGGAAGCACCAGCCACUACCUGAAGAAGAGUCCAAGCCCGACGGGGCCCGCGAAAAGUCCCCCGGGCUCCGGUGGACAAACACCCAGCCCGACCGGCUCCCAGUCGUCGAAUCCUGGUUCGCAGCCUAGAACACCACAGGGUACAGGUACACCCGCCCAGACACCUUCCGGCGAGGUCACAUUGAGUAUCGAGAAUGAACAACGGGACAAGGCUGAAAUCGAGAACAACGAGAAAACGGAACGCGAGAAAAACCACGCGGCAGAGAAUAACAAAGACAACCUCGGCCAGCUGAUGUUCAAACUGCGAUACGUGAGCGAACAAAAUGCGCUCGGGGUGACGGUGGUGAACUGCAAGGGGUUACCUGCGAGGGAACAAAACGCCACCAGCGAUCCUUACGUGAAAUUGAAACUGUUGCCUGAUAAGCAGCAUCAGGCGAAAACCAGAGUGCUCAGAAACACCAGAGAUCCUGUCUACGACGAGGAUUUCACAUUCUUCGGGAUAUCGAAGGAUCAGCUUCAGAAAAUCAGUCUACACUUUAUAGUGCUUAGCUUCGAUAGAUAUUCUCGAGAUGAUAUUAUCGGUGAAUUGACAUGUGCACUUUCGUCGGUGCCCGGCUUGGAGGAGGCCGAUAAUCAAGCGAUAUCGUUGUGCCGAAAAAUAUGUCCUAGAAGUCUGAAGAUUCAAUCACAAGGCAGGGGAGAGCUGCUCGUCUCCCUUUGUUGGCAACCAAUCAACAGCCGAUUGACGGUAGUUGUGCUGAAGGCGCAAAAUUUGCCCAAGAUGGACGUGACUGGGUUAGCGGAUCCAUAUGUCAAGAUCUAUCUUCUGUACAACUCUCAGCGCAUCGCAAAGAGGAAGACGCGCGUGAAGAAACGUACCCUUAGUCCGGUAUUCAACGAGUCUUUCGUAUUCGAUAUUCCGAAUGGUGCUGAUGGUCUUAACAAUGUCAGCCUCGAGUUUAUGUUGAUCGAUUGGGAUCGUGUUACAAGAAACGAGGUUAUUGGACGACUUGAGUUCGGUGGGCCAGAAUGUCAAGGAUCCGCUUUGAAUCAUUGGAGAGAAGUUUGUAGCUCGCCGCAAAGGCAGAUCGCUGAUUGGCACAAAUUAAGGGAGUAAAUAAAUCUCUCCCGGCUCUAUCAAUUUUCCUGGAAUCCCAUCUCCAACUAUCCAAAAAGCCCCACGUCCUUCUCUAUUGUAAAACCACCAAUCCAACCCCUUGAAACCCUACGAUGAAGUAGGGUAUCUGUUUUGUAAACCUAAUACUCGAUGUAUAUUAGGCUUGAAGCGAGUGGCGGCACGUCCACCCGCGAUCGAUGCAACUGCGGAUGCACCACGUGAAACGUCUAAUCGUUACGUGUCGGCAUGAAGCGAAUACGAAGAAUAAUUUCUGAUCGCACGAUAAUUUUCGAGUACAACCAGGCGUCGAUUCGAUAACGAAACUGCACUUGCUUCACUCGAUUUAGAUACCGAAGAAAUCGAUAUUAUCAACUGAUAUUUUUCUUGAUUCGAGUUAUUUCUAUAAAUAUAUAUUUUCAUUUAUAAUAAAAAAUGAUUCAUUUAAUAAAAUUGUUUCUUUUCUGUGAUUAAUAACAGUAUAUUAUAUACAGACAUUUGUCAAUAUUCUGUUCAAAAUAAAUAAUAUCAAGAUUACAACAAUGAUAUCAAUGAAAUUAUAGAUUAAUAAUAAUUGACGACUUACAAUCGAAAAUUGAUUCUUCUAUGUUUCUAGGUCUCGAAGAAAGUAUAAUAAUGUUCACUCAAUUAAAAUUGCGAUAAGAAUCAAUAUCGCUCGUUCGUACAUUCAAAUGAUCGAUAUCGUUUCAAUUAUCGAUAUCGAUUAAUCGAACGAAGAAUCGAAUUUUAAUCGAUUAUCGACCGUCGAUUGCAUCUUCAUAUAUCGCAGUAGCAAACGAUCGCGGGAGAAACGCAUACAAAAUGCUUUACGAUAAAUGUAGUUGUUAAGAUUUCCAACCAGAUGGCAAAGGGAGGAGGAAAAUGAAGCAGUUAAAUAUGAAGCAAUCGAACGUUUGCUCUGAUUGAUGAACAUCGCUGCACAGGGUCGUGCUAUCGAAAACUGGUUGCAUUUUAAAAAAAAUUACGUUAAAAAGAAAUUUUUAAAUCAGUGAUUCUCAAUUCUCAAAUUGCAGAUGAAACAUACAUUAAAAUAUUACUAUUGUUACGUAAAGAAAAUAACCUAAUAUAUUUUUAAAAAAAUAGCAUUCAUUAAGUUGAAACUCAUGGAACUUGGUGAAUUUUUUUUCAAUAAGAAGAAAGAUUUUACAUGACCCUGUGAUCAUAAAGAUCAUGUAAAUCGUCGUUUUUGGAAAAAUGAAUAUGAAUUAAUGUAACAGAGAAUAUCGAAAGUCACAUGACACACUCGCAACUAUGUUUAUUUCGCUUGUCGUCAAGAUACAAGAAUCCCUCCAAAAUAUUCAUCGAACAUAUUAUAAUUAUAUUAUAAUAAACGGGAACAAUCUUACAAUAUAAUUUUCUGUCAGAUUUUGCUCUUAACAGAAAAAAAAAUUCAAGUAUUUCAACUAUUUGAUUAUUAUUUUUCGAUCUUUAUAAAAAAUAAAAUUUAAAAUUUUAGUUAAUAUAAUUUCGAAUGAUAAAUGAUUUAUUAUAUAAUAAAUGAAUAAAGUAUAUUUUGUGGAGCGAUUCUUGUACAGAAAGUAUGCAAGCACCACGAGACGUGGAGAUGAAGCAUCAAUUAAACUUAAAAACAAUAUUACGAUUAUUCGUUCCUGUUCCAAAAUUCCCUAGCUCCAUGUCAACUGACCGAAUGAUAAUUUCAUUACUAGGAAUUGCUAAACGCAAAAAUCAGCGCCAACUUUUCCGUUAAAAUGUCAAAAAUUUUCGAUAAAUGCGUCUCUCCUUAAAAUAAAAUUUUUAAAAAACACUCAAUAAAAUUCUCAUAUUACUUGCUUCGACAGAAAGCGGUGUAUCAAGUACAUAAUAUAUAUGUACUUUACAUAGCAGAGAAAAUUAUAUAUAUUGCUAUAUGUUGCUAUGUAAAAAGUUUAUGAUACAUGGAAUUAUUCGUAUAUUUUACGCUGUUAUAUCCAAUUUUUUAUUUCUUGCAAAUAAAUAGUUGAUUUUAUAUUCGUGACAAAAGUGAAGUAUUUUCUUCUUCACGUUAUUUGUGGAACGGGGUCGAGGAAUUGUGACGUUGUUUUAAAGUGCCAAUGAAGUCGCCAUGCUUUGCGAUUGUAAAUAUGUAACUUACGUUUAAAUAGAAAAAAGAAUGAUCGAAAUUUUUAUUUCUUAUUAUGCAUUAAAAACUCAUCGUGGUUUUAAUUGCUAAUUAAUGAAAAAAUUAGAAUGUACAAUUAUAGUUUAUGAAAAAAAUUCCAUUUGCACAGAAUAUAACAAGAAACCAAUGUCAAGUAGUAAUCUUGUUGAAAAAUUUUUAAUGGUAGUUAAUUAUUAUUAUUAAAUAAUCAUAAAAAUAGCAAAAGCUUUCAACGAGUGAAAGUAUUAUUAACACUGCUUUACGCAAUCAAAUUACAUAUAUUAUUUUAAAAAAACUUUGUUAUUUGACAAUGUAUUGAUGUACCUAUUGUUAUAGAUAGAAAAUUAUUUUUAUUCGAUUAAUAUUAUAUUUCUUACUUAUUUGACGAAUUUAAAUAUAUGUAUAAAGAAUAUUUAUAAUUAGGAAGAAUUCUAAUUAUAAAUUAAUAGUUUUUAAAUCAAUUUCACUGAAAAAUAAAUUAAUAUAUGCGUACGAGGUAUCAAUUAUAAAUUUAAUUAUUAUUUAAUUAAUUAUAAAUUUAAUUAAUUAUAUGAAAAAAAAUUUCUGUUUACAGAAAUCCCGUUCGUAUAUAAAACACUGCGAUGAAUAAUGAAUAUCGAUUAAAUUAUUAUACGUUUGAAUUUAUCAAAAAAAAAAAAUAAAGUUAAUUUAAAUUUACGAUAAUUUUUAACACACAUGGAUUAUAUAUGGAAAUAUCAGCGCUUCACAAUUAAAAUUUUAGAAUUCUUCAGCAUUUCCAAUUACUAUUAAUUUCGAAAUAUUUACUACGUUCAGGGCUUUUUUUCUGAUGAUAUGUUUCUACGUAUAUAACAUAAUAAAAAUUUCAAUGAAAAAAAAAUAACAAAAAUGUUCCUAGAAAGUAAUCAUAUGUAACUCGAUUAAGUAAAUAUUUUUAAUAUAAUAUUCGAUGCAAAAUAGAGCAACGUUUUUCAAUGCAAAGUUACAAAAAUUUCAACAAAUUUCAUUGAACAUUUCAUAUUUUAAAAUAUAUAUAAAUUAAAAAUUAUAUCAAUAAAUUUUUUUACUUAAUUCAAAUUCCAAAAAAAAAUUCAAUUAAAACCUUAAAUUCCAUAUAUAUUUGUUUUGUUUUUUGUAAAGUUAAAUAUCAAAAAAAUAAAAUUAUAUUAAAAAUUGUAUUAAAAAUAUCAUGUGAAACAUGAAAUAUCAAUAAAAAUAAUAUCUUAUCAAUAUGAUAAAAAGGAAAAGAAUACACAGAGAAUAAAAUUAUGUAACUGUGAAAAUUAGGAUAAAAUAAAAUAAUUAAAACUGCAUGAUAAACAUAGUAAAUGUUAAUUAAUUUUUGUGAAAAUUUGAAUUUAUUAAAUGAAAUAGAAUUAACACAAACAAAUAAGAAGCAACGUUUAGAAUUAUAGAGAAAAUGAUGAAACCAAAUAAAAAUGCGAUUUGUAUUUUCUGUCCACAGAAGAAAAGCACCUGACAAGUAAGAUGUUCAUAUACACGCGCACGUCAAAAAGUCAAUAACUAAUAACAUAUAAAACGAUUGCUUAUUUUUUUAUCGCAACUUUCCGCUCCAUCAUCCUUCCUUUGCAAGAGAUGAAAAGGCAAAGAUCAGAGAGAAAGAACUAUCGAGGCAAAAAGAAAAAGGAAUUUUUUCUUAGAAGAUGCAACGACGAAGUAUCGUAUAGAUCAGCACCAAUAAAAAACGAAAGUAACAACAGGUACAUUGCAAUAUAUUAACAGAAGAUAAAAGAUACAUUAAAUACAUAAAUUUUCAUAAUUAAGUAUGGUAGAAAAAGAAAAGAGGAGAAAUUCAAAAGAUCGAUAAUGUUGCACAUAACGUUAUACAACCAAAAAAAAAAAAAAAUGGCAUUACAUGAUCAAGAAUUUCAGAAUAUUUAUUUAAUUGCUAUACCAUUAAAAAUACAACUAUAUAAGAAACGAAUAUAAUAAGUAGCACGUAGAGAAACAUCUCAUAAAUAUCUGUCGUUCUCCAUGAAGCUUGUUAUCGAUUGUUCGACGACUUUUUGAUAAGGAUACAGUUGAUGCGAUUUCUGAUAAAUUGAUGACAAUUUCUAACGAGUAAAUCCUUAAUAUUCAUAUAGAAUGAAUAUUGGAAUAUUAGAAUCAUAGAACGAAUUCAUGGAAUAUCUGAAGAAUAAAAAAUAAAAUAAAAAAUGCGAUAUAAUCAUAAGGAUUUAAGUAUUAUUAUUUGAUUGUUCUGAUAUAUUCGUUAGAAUAUUGGAUUCAUCAGAAAAUACAAAUACAAAGAAAAAAGCUUCUCGAGAUCAACAGAUACGAUGUAACAUGAUGAACGUCGAUACUGAAUGCUGGAAAAUCACCGUUCUUGUCACAGUUCCUUUAUAUCGUAUUUCUUCUUUCGUUUAUCGAAAUUUUCCCCUUAUAGACUUUACAACGAUUUUUUGUAUUGAGAUUUACAAUGUAGUUGAUAUUAAUUUGUGGAAUAUAGAAAAGAGAUUCACUUUAAUCGUUUAGAAUCCUUUCCUGUUUUCCAAUAAAAAAUAAUAUGUAAAUUAUCUUUAAAUGGAACAAAAUUAUUUUUUAUAUUUUCUUUUUCAAAACAAAAUCGUUUUAAAAAUUUAGUAAAUUCGCUUUCUAUAUUUUUUUUUUUAUUUCUUUAUUUAAUAUUAUAUUUAUUCUGUAAUAUUUCAAAAUAUAUUUGCCAUAUAGUAUAUGAUUAUUAUUUUACGAAAUAUAAUUGUUAAUACAAUAUUUUGAAAAUGAUAAAUUUUUAAUUGUAAUAAAAUUCAAUUAUAUUAAAACUGAAUAUAAAUUUUAAAUGUAUGCAUUUAAAAUACACACUCACUUAUAUAAGAAGAUCCUGAAGUCAUAAUGCUAAGUUUUUAUGAACUUUCAUACAAUGGUAAAUCUUACGAAACUGAAGCUAAUGAAAGAUUUAAUGUUAAAUCUAAAUUAUUAACAAUAUUUCACAUACAAAAUCGGCUACCAUUACUUUCUUUUUUUUUUAGAUCUACUAUUGUAUAAAAACAUAAAAAAUAAACAUUUCAUUUUAGAAUCUUCUCCAAAAAAAAUCAUGAACUAAAAAUAAUUCGUUAUAUUAACACAUUGAAGAAAUAUUUUAUUUUAAAAUGUGACAUAUUUUAUAUUUUUCAUUAUUUUAUAAAAUUAAAUACAUAAAAUAAUGAAAAUCUAUUAGACAAAAAAAAAUUUUUUAAUAUUAAAAUAAUGAUAUAUUAUAAUUUUAUUAAAAUUAUUAUAUUUAUUAUUAUAAUUAUAAUUAUUUUUAUUAUAUUUAAUAAUACAUAUUUUUAUAUAUACAUAAUUUUUAUUAUAAUUUUUUAUUUAUUUCUCACAUAAUUUAUUUAUAUAAAUAUCAGAUGAGAAAAAAAUAAAAGAAAUAUAUAUAUAUAUAUAUAUAUAUAUAUAUUUUCAACUUGAUAAAAAAAUUAAAUAAAUAAAUAAAAAUCCGGAAAGCUAUUUUAAAACCAUUUUAAAACUAUUUAUGACUUCCGUAUCACAUCUUACACAUUGCGAAAUUAGAUUUUAAAAUAUCACUUUUAAUUUAUAAUUUAUGUAAUAAAAUAUUUAUAUGUACAAUAAAUAAUCAAUAUACAAUACAAAUAAUAAUAUCAAUUAAAGUCAUUUUAGUUUUAUAAUAAUCUUUUCAAAAAAAAAAAAUAUAAUUUUUUUGUUUCUUAUGUUUAUUUUUUGUUUCGAUUUUUUAUUUUUAUUUUCAUAUUUUUUCCAAUAAGAAAAUUAAUUGACAGUUGCAAAUCAAUUAUAUUUCUUAAAAUAAAAUAUUUAAUUAUCUUUAAUAAUUACAAAAAAAAUAAUGGUACUUGUAUACAAUACAUGAAAAUAUAUAUAAAUAUAAAUAAUCUAAGUUAACAUGAUAUAAUCAUUCAUAUUUAAAUGAGCUAAAAAAAAUUACAAUAAAAAAUAAUUUAUAAAGAAAAAUAUCAAUAGAAAAAAUAACAAUGCAUAUUAAUUUAUAUAAAUAUAAUUAAAUUUAUAAAAAAAAUUAUAGAUACAUAUCUUUAUUAUAUUUUAAUUUAAUAAUAAUUUAAAUACAUUUAUAAAUUUAUUCCAUUAUAUAUCAUUAUAUUUUCUUAUAAAUGAAUAAUUAUAGUAUAACAAAACAAUGAAUAAAAAUAUUAUAUUAUUGAAAUAUUAAUUAAUAUUUAUAAUAAUAAACAAUUAAUAAAUAUUAAUUAAUAUUUCAAUAAAAAAUAAAAUAAAAAUCUGGAAAUUUUAAUAUAGAUAUAUAUUGAUAUUUUUCUUUGCAAAUACCGCAAUAUAUCAAAAUUAUAUUUAACACAAAGUUCACAAUUAAAAAUAAAUCUUGACAAGAAAUUGGUGCUUUUCAAACAUUCCGCAUAUCAUGUAUGCGCAUAGACGCGGCAUAUAAUGACAUGCUAUGUACGAUCAGAUUUUAAGGCUGUGUGGUCAAUAAAAUAAUGAAACGAAAUAA